Molecule: messenger RNA, 1846 nt
Organism: Prorocentrum cordatum
Lineage: Eukaryota; Dinophyceae; Prorocentrales; Prorocentraceae
Source: the annotation of a GenBank genome assembly
CCUACAAUAAUGCUCCGUAGCCAUUUCGGCUCACGCCAUUCUGGACCAAGGCUCGCUGCAGUGCUAGUCCAGAAGACUCCCAAACAGCAAUCAGUUCGUCGCUGUUUGUGAAUCCAGUUGGUUCCUCUGACGACUGGCGGUCUACAAGAUCCCGACGGUCUCGGCACUGCCAGGGUGGUUUCUAUUUGGCUUCCCACUUCCCGUGCGCGCUGCACGCAUGAUGGAGAGCACGUACUCGAGCGCCUCAAUGGAAGCAAGCACGCAGCUGGCUGUCAAGGGCCAGCGCCUCAGGGACUGGUGCGUCCUCGAAGAGUCCCUUGAGCGGCGACAUGGCCCGUAGGCGGUGGUGGAUGGCCCGUCGAUGGUGGUGGAUGGCCCUCCGCUGCGGUGGUGGUCGGCGUCCCGCGCCGUCGCGUUCAAGUGGCGUUCCGGGCAAGUCUUUCCCGAACAUCGACCGGCGCCCCUUCAGCCCUCCAGAGCACUUGGGGACAGGCUCAUUCGAUGACGUUUGGUCAGCCUACGAUUCACACACCAAAAUGAUGCUCGCCGUAAGAUAAUUUACACAGGCUUGAGGUACCUGACGUGGCAGAAUGCGAACAGGAAUCAGGAAGACGAGUUCAUUGCCGCCAUGAAGGAGUGCAGUCUUGUGGUGCAGAUCGUGAAGUUCAAGUCGUCAGACCCUACGGGUGCCAGCCGGAUCUGCGAGUGCUAUGAAGAACAUGUAUCAGAUGCUAAGAGUAUCAACAAGCCCGUCUUCCUUAUCAUGGAGAUGUGCGGGACGUCUUUGACUGGGAAGUUCAUCAAUUACCACAAGCAGCGCAGGUCCACGAAUGUUCCCGGCGCCCGGGAGAUGGCAAAGCAGAUGCUAGAGGGAUUUGACUUCAUGAACUCUUUCAAAACACCCUUGAUCCACCAUGAUCUGAAACCUGACAACGUCGUCAUCACAGACGACGGCGUGAUUAAGGUCAUUAAUUGGGUUCCUAUGGUUUUGGCUUCCCCCAGCAACAGGUACGCGCGGAUAGCGGCAACUCCGCUCUACACCCCACCAGAAUACAGCCAGGGCAGGUGCGCCUGCUCUUAUGCUGUGGGCCUAAUGUACAUGGAGAUGAUCUGCCCUUCUCUUGACUACAACACCUGGUUCCACAGCCGUCCUCGGACCGCCUCCAAGAUAACGAACCUCGUCCGCAGCACAUGCAGGUCGCUGUCCAGCUCGGAGUAAUCCGAGGACGUGGGCCUCAUGGGCCGCAUGCUCAGCUGCGACCCCGCGAGGCGGCCCACGCCCAGCGCUCUGCUCAAGCAGGGCGUCUUCGGCAGCUCCACUUCGUCCGCGCAAGGCGAGGACAUGGAGGUACCAGAUUCCGCUGUGGUGCCCAAGCCCCAAGCCGAUGACGCCUAGGGCCACCAUCUCGAGGGGAAGCAUACCUUCGAUCCAGCGGAGGCCACGCAGCAGAGUGCUCCGACACAGAGCGGUGAGCUUAGGGUCGCCACGGCCCUCGAGCUUCAGCCGCCCAAGGCCUACAGGAACCCUGGCAGGGCGGGCUUGCAGGUGCAGUCGAUUGGCUGCUUCUCAGACGGGUGGUGCUGCGUAGUGGACUUCGGAUAUGUGCCUUCUCCAGUGUGAUAGUGGCGUCUCGGAGCUUGAGGAGUACGAGGUGACGAAGCCCCAGGUGGUUGUGCCAGGUGGUCGGGGAGUACGAGACGACGAAGUGCCAGGUGGCUGUUGUCGUGCCAGAGCACAACUCCUGGGAUUUCACCCACCAAUUCUGGAAAGUUCAGAACUAAUACGAGAGUGCCACAGGUAGGAGUUUUUUUUGUUUUCUAAGGAGAAGAGACGGAGGACUCAGAC